Molecule: messenger RNA, 4399 nt
Organism: Ceutorhynchus assimilis (cabbage seed weevil)
Lineage: Eukaryota; Metazoa; Arthropoda; Insecta; Coleoptera; Curculionidae
Source: the annotation of a GenBank genome assembly
CAAAACAAACCGACAAAAAAUAAAAAAUAUCCUCAACUGUACAUCUGAGAAUAAACAAUCAUUAAUUUUAAUUUUCUUGGUCAUUCUAUAAGAAUUCAGAAAGCAAAAGAAUGUCUGCAAAGAAAAAACCACGCAAAGAAACGCCACAACGACCGCAACCUUCAAAGCAAGUCGACUCGGUUUCCUCUGACUCGGAAGAAGAGCUUGAACUCGAUGAAAACGGUGGGACGUUUAUAGAUGGUAUUUUUAUUCCUCCAGCUGUACCGCCAACUUUAUCAUUCAAUCCUACUGGACCCCGUUUGAUUAUAAGAAAAAUCGACAACAAUUUUUUCAAGAGUUAUGCUAAAAAUGAAGUUUUGGGACCAUUUCAUAAGUGUUUCAAUGCGAUAGUUGGCCCAAAUGGUAGUGGCAAAAGCAACGUAAUCGACUCCCUUCUUUUUGUAUUCGGAUACAGAGCAACCAAGAUCCGUUGCAAGAAAGUCUCCGUUUUACUGCAUGAUUCCGAACAUUACAAAAAUACACAGUCCUGCACUGUUAGGAUUCAUUUUGCUCAAAUUAUCGACAAGACAGGAGAUAACUAUGAUAUCGUACCAGGCAGUGAAUUUGUUGUAUCCAGAACAGCGCAUAAGGAUAAUUCUUCAUAUUAUGAACUCAGUGGUAAAAGAGUCCAGUUCAAAGAUAUUGCUAUUUUAUUAAAAAGUCAUGGAAUUGAUUUGGACCACAAUAGGUUUUUAAUUCUACAGGGUGAAGUAGAACAAAUUGCCACAAUGAAGUGCAAGGGGGAGAAAGGAGAAUCUGGUCUGCUCGAAUAUUUGGAAGAUAUUAUCGGAACAUCCAGAUAUAAGAAACCUCUGGGACUAGUAAAUGAAAAGGUUGAGCUUCUAAAUGAACAAAGGGGCGAAAAAUUGAAUAGAUUAAACUUGGUAGAAAACGAAUUGAAUGAGCUGGAAGAGCCAAUGCAGGAAGCUGUUGGAUUUUUGAAGAAGGAAAACAGUAUUAUGAUCAAUAAGAACUACUUAUAUCAAAAAAAUAACAAAGAUAUUAAAGAAAAAGCAAGUGUGGAACAAGAACGUCGAGAUGAGGAAGCCAAAGACCAAAAACAGUUGAUGGAUCAGUUGAAAGCUUUAGAAGAACAAAAAAAAGAACACUUAGGUAAACAAGAUGAGGAAGGCAAAAUCUAUGAAAAUCUCAAAAAAAGAAAUGAGAGCAUCAAAGAGUCCAUAGACAAAGCUAAAAAGAAGGAUGUGCAGCUUCAAGAAGACAUGACCAAUAAAAAUAAACAAAGAAAAAAGACUAAAGAAUUGAUUGUUACCGACAAGCAAAAUCUUGACAGGCUAAAAACUGUUCCGCAAGAAAGUGAAAACGGGAUCAGAGAGCUUGAGGGCAAACUAGAAAAAACUACUGCACAGAAAGAAAGAUAUGAAGCUGAAAAAAGUAGUUUGUUGAAAAACAUACAAGGAGAAACCAAAGGGUUGCAGGAGAAAAAAGAAGAAAUGCAGAAAGAUUUGGCGGUUUUAAAGGAAUCAGUGGACAAAACAAAAUCAGCAUUCAAUCUAGCAGAAACCGAACUCAAGGUUUGCAUCAGUAAUGAAGAAACUGAAAAGAACAAACUAGCUAACCUAAAAACCUUAUACGAAACAUCUGCAGUUACAAUACAAGAACGUACCAAGCAAGUAGCCGAGCUAAAUAAAAAAAUCCCCGCUACCAAAAAAGCUUUGAAUGAGGCCAACGUUGAGCUUUUGAGAGUUAAACAACAAGAAACUGCGGCCUCUAAUGAAAUCAGAACUAAAAGAGGUAAUUUGGAAGAAGGCAGAAGCUCUAUGCAAGCCUCUAAGUCUAGAGGACGAGUUUUGGAUUCGCUAAUGAGAGCCAAGACAGAAGGAAAGUGCCCAGGACUUUUUGGACGACUGGGCGAUUUAGGAGCAAUAGAUUCAAAAUACGAUGUGGCUAUAUCUACAGCUUGUGGUGCUCUGGACAAUAUUGUAGUGGACACAGUAGAUACUGCUCAAUGGUGCAUCAAAUUCCUCAAACAACACGACAUUGGUCGUGGAGUAUUUAUAGCUCUAGAUAAACAAGAUCGUCUGAGAGACAAAGCUAAUUCGCGUAUACAAACGCCAGAAAAUGUCCACAGACUUUAUGAUUUAGUUAAAAUACAAGACCAGAGAGUAAAAACCGCAUUUUACUAUGGUUUAAGUGAUACUUUAGUAGCAGAUGAUUUAGAGCAAGCUUCAAGAAUAGCUUAUGGAGCUAGAAGGUACAGAGUGGUUACUUUAAAAGGGGAUUUGAUCGAAACCACAGGAACAAUGAGUGGAGGUGGAAAAAGAGUUAUGAAAGGCCGAAUGGGACAAUCAAUCGCAGUCGCUAAUAUUGACCCUAGAGAAUUGAAUCGUUUAGAACAAGAAGUGCAAGAACUAGAAGUCAACGUCAGAGAAUUGAGGGCAAGGCAAGCUGAGCUGGAAGCUCAAAUGAACGAGCUUAAUCCCAGUUUGAGACAAAUGCAAAUGGAUUUGGACAAGGUCAACAAAGAAUUGCAUAGUUUGCAACAGCAACAGCCCAAUUUAAUCAGGCAAAUCAAAGAGCAGGAAGCUCGGUCAAAAGCUACUAAGUCAGAUGCUGGGCAAGUCAAAAAAUUAACUGCUGUGGUGGAGCAACGGAAGGAGGAAUAUGAGGCUGCUGCCGAAACUGCAGGUGCUCUACAAGCCGAAGUAGAUAAAAUAACUAAGGAAAUCAAAGAAAAAAGUGGAGCCAAAAUUCGUACUGUGGACAAAAAUAUUAGAGAAUGUGCCAAGACGAUUGUCGUUUUAAAGUCUGAGAUUACUAAGAUGACGGUUGCUGCAAAGACUGCAGAAAGAAACUACAAAACCACUCAAGAAAACAUCGCUCGUAUGGAACAAGACGUGUUAGAUAUGGAAACGGCUCUUAGGGAAAUGAAAGCACAAAGAGAGGAGAUUGUAGAAGAUUUUGAAAAGAUGACUGAGUGUAUGGAAGGAAUUACUCAAGAGCUUAAAGAACGAGAAGGCGACUAUUUUGCGGCCAAAAAAGCUGCAGAAGAGAUAACGAAACAGGAAAACGAACUGAAGUCGACGAAAAUCGACAUAGACAAAAGAGUUAAGGAUCUCGACAAAAAAUUGCAAAAUUAUCAUGCUGUUAUACAAUCCAAUGAAGCCAAGAUGAGUGUUUUGAAACUGCAAGAAAUCCCCAAUGAAGCUGUAGAGGAGCUUAAAAUUUAUACGGAUGAAGAACUGGAGGAGAGAGAUAUUCGCGAAGUAGAAAAAGAGAUACAUUUGGCUGAGAGUCACUUGAAAGCUGCCAAACCCAAUCUGACCGCAAUUCAGGAUUAUCGCAAAAAACAAGAGGUCUUCAUGCAAAGAUCCAACGAGUUGGAAGAAAUCAAUAAAAAAAGACAGGCGAUGGUAAAUGUAUAUGAAGAUCUGAAAAAAAGAAGGAAAGAUGAAUUUACUACAGGUUUUGCUAUAAUCAAAUUAAAACUGAAAGAAAUGUACCAAAUGAUCACUUUGGGAGGUGACGCUGAGCUAGAACUGGUAGACACUUAUGACCCAUUUACUGAAGGAAUUCAAUUUAAUGUGAGGCCGCCAAAGAAAACCUGGAAGAGGAUCUCAAAUUUAUCUGGUGGUGAAAAAACCCUAUCGUCUCUAGCCUUAGUAUUUGCCCUGCAUUAUUAUAAACCAUCGCCGUUAUAUGUUAUGGACGAAAUUGAUGCUGCUUUGGAUUUCAAAAAUGUGUCUAUUGUGGGAAAUUAUAUUAAGGAACGAACUAAAAAUGCUCAAUUUAUAAUCAUAUCUCUCCGCUCCAAUAUGUUUGAACUGUGCGACUAUUUAGUUGGAAUAUACAAAACUGACAAUACAACAAAAUCGCUUACCGUGGAUCCAAGAAACUUUGGUCAAAAGCCUCCUCAACAGCAAGUUGUUCUUGCUGCUGACCAAGCCAAACCGUCAGAUAAUGAAGCAAACAAAGAAAAUACUGAAGCAGAGAAUCGAGUUGCGUCAGUUUCCACUGGCCCUCAAAAUAGUGAAAUGAUGGAUACCUCAGAAGGUCCUGAACCUGAGCAAGCUGGACCAUCAAAUACCCAAGUCAACAUUCCAGAAAAUAGUGGUUUAGUAAUUGGAGGUUCUCCAGUUCGUAGUGACGUUCAGUCUAGUAGUAUGGAUCCCUCGGGAGAAGAAAGCAACAUUGCAGAUUCGUUUAUGGAGGAAGAAGAAAGCUCCUAAGGUGAAUCGAGCCAGAGUAAUGUUAGGAUGUUAAUUUUUAGGUUUCUUUUUUUCAAUGGUAUUAAAAUAAUAAUCGCAUGCAUUCUUUUGAAAUAGGUUUUUGUAUGAUGAGAAAAUUACAUAUAUUUUUAAAAAGUUUUUGUUAAUCUCACUAUUACUUCAAUUUCUGC